GCUUGUAGAGAGUCGAUGGUUUGUAGAUCUGCGCUUUGCGUCACAGAAACGCACUCAUUCAAACGCACGCGUCGCGAUCAUCACAACAGCGUGACACCCGGAAGGUUCAAACGCGCGGCCAGCAGCUCAGCAUGAAUCGCUUCAAGACGUCCAAAUAUAAGAACACCACUCCCAAAAUCCCCAAGAAAGAUGGCUGGAUUGCAAACGUGCGAGGAGGUUCCUUCUCUUCUCAGGGCAAGCACAUCAAGUCCAGCUGCAGCCUCGUGGCCUUCAACACAGAUCAGGCUGGAGGUGGGAUGGUUGGUCUGUCUUCUGUGAACGCCGCUUCUGACGGGAAGUGGAUCGUGACCCAGAUUUCAUGCCAUGCUGACCUCGUGACCGACCUGGACUUCUCGCCGUUUGACGACUAUCUGCUGGCGACCUGCUCGACUGAUGAGACGGUGAAGCUGUGGCGCGUGUGUGAUCUGGAUCAGGAUCAGCCCAGUAACGCCGAGGUCACUCUGAGCGCCGCAGACGGGCGUCUGGAGAUCGUCCUCUUCCACCCCGUGGCCUCAGGGCUGCUCACCGUGGCGUCUGCGAGGGGCGUUCAGGUGUGGGACGUCACACGGGACGCCGCCCUGACAGGUAAACACACACCUUCUGCGUUCAUACCUACAACCAUCACUGCCUUAAACACCAGAUUUAGUCUC
Molecule: messenger RNA, 689 nt
Organism: Sinocyclocheilus rhinocerous
Lineage: Eukaryota; Metazoa; Chordata; Actinopteri; Cypriniformes; Cyprinidae
Product: coronin-7-like
Exons: 5
Molecular function (GO): protein binding
Source: RefSeq, a predicted model, not a curated record